AUGCUGACUGCAAAUGAUUUAAAAGAUUCUAUCUUAGGCAGAUUUAGACUCACUAAACAAAACAACAACAUCAACUACAUUAACAACAACAACAUCAACUACAUUAACAACAACAACAUCAACUACUUUAACAAUAACAAAAUCAACAAACGAAAUAAUAUUAUUGUUGUUGCGAUAGCAUUUUUUCUAUUGGUUCCUUCAUUUCAAUACGUUGAAACGGCUACCAACAACAACAACAUCAGCAACACCAACAACAACAGCAUCAACACUACUAUCAACAACAACAACAGCAAUUUGAAGAUAACAACACCUUCCACUAUUACACCAAAUGACAUUACUAAAAUUACCACAAACACUUCUUCUACUCAACCACUAGCUAAUAUACAAAAGUUGGAAAAUGAUAACCUGACCAACAACAACAACAACAACAACGUCAACAACAACAACAACAAGGAUACUGAUAACGAUCCUGAAAAGAACGAGGAUGACAUCAUUUGCACUGACCCAGUUCUUUGCCGGAAGGAUUUUAAUCAGGUCAUCAACAUGAUUAUAAACGCUUCAGGGGUUGUUAACAUCCCAGGGAUGGCGAUGUCCGUUGUCUAUGAUGGGGGAUCUAAAAUUUGGACCAGAGGUGUUGGCAUAAAAAAUUUGAAACCGACCGACAACCAUGUAGAUCCGAAUAUUACGAAAUUUGCCAUUGGCUCCAUCUCCAAAUCGUUUACAACUUCGCUCAUCGCUAUUUUACUGGAUGAAAAUCGACACAAGUACCCGAAAUGUUGGGACACGCCCUUGAAAGAGGUCAUGGGGUCAUCGUUCACCUUGACCUCUGACCACUGCCAUCAUUCCUCCACCAUCAAAGAUGUCCUGGCCCAUCGUAUGGCUCUCAAAUCGUACUCCAUACUCCUGCUUAUGGGCACCGGGCUCGACAAACCUACUCUGGAGUUUUGCAGGCGCAUGAGUUUGUUAGAAUCAGAUGGCGACUACAGAGUUACAUACUCGUACAGCAACAUGAUGUAUGUCUUGGCCGGAUGCAUUGCUGAAAUCAUGGGGCAGGAUUCAUUUUCGAAUUUGUUGAGAAAAAAGUUACUAGAGCCAUUAGAGAUGAACGACACGUUGGUAUUCGAAGACUCGAUGUUAAAUGGCUGGGCUGAUGUAUCUGAAUCAUUUUAUCUGGAAUCCGGACAACUGAAAAUAAUGCACACGGAUAUGCUGAGGUCUAUAGAGAAGUUCCCUUCGGCUGGAGGCAUCCUAUCAACAGCGCUGGACAUGACGAAAUGGAUCAAGUUUCACUUCAACUUUGGAAAACUGGAAGACGGGCGUCAGUUGGUGGAUCCAAAUAUUUGGAGUGAGAUGCACAAGAGUCACAUGCCCAUAUCCAUCUAUCCGGUCAUUCACGAGUUCGAAUCCUACCCCGUCCACUACAGCACUGGAUUCUAUGAACUUGGUUGGAUGACCAGUCGUUACAGAGACCAAAAAGCCUCAGUGCACGGAGGUCGAAUAUCCGGGUUCGAUUCCUUCGUCAGCGUGUACCCGAGCAAGCAGUUCGGCGUGUUCACAACGACCAACGGGCAGGCCUACAACAACUUCGACUUCCAAAAAGCUGCUCAUUUGGCUUUGUACGACCUUUUCAAUGGCAACGACGUUUGGCUUAACAACUCAAUAAUGGCAAAGUUUGAUCAAAGUUUCAGAAGUUCCCCAUCUAACAAAUCGAAUCACAACGAAAAUAAAACGAAACCGAAUUUAACGGUGCGCAUUGAUUCGAGAUUUUACGUCGGUAUUUACGGUCAUCAACUAUUCGGUAAUUUGACUGUCCAUGCCAAGCGGCACAGACGCUCGCAUCGAAAUCUUCGGAGCCACAGAAGCCACGCCUCCGACGAUUUAUACUUCAAAUAUGGAUUAGUAGGCAAAGGAAAAUUAUCAUUCGCAUCAAAUGACACCUGCACAAUUCAUUAUUUGGACCAUCUCGAUCACUUCAACCACCUCGAGUCCGCCUACUACUACAGAUUCAAGUUCCAUUUCAACGAUUUCGACAGCAGAAGAGGCAAAUACAACAGCUUAACGCUGGUCGGCAUGUCAGAGAAAGUCGUUACGACAUUUCGACGAGGUGUCACUUGGCACCCGUUCGUAGAUGUCAAUGAAAAUCACCAGAGCUACUCCUCAAAACUAGUUUGCAAGUUCAAUGUCCUGCUAGCUCUGGCGGUCAUCGAGCGAUUAAUUAGCAGGCUAACUGCCUGUUGACGACCCUAAUUAUGUAAAUUUUAUCCUAAUCAAUCCCCUAAAUCAGACCUUGAAUGGACUAAUUCCAUAAUUGAAAUAUUGUU
Molecule: messenger RNA, 2321 nt
Organism: Helobdella robusta
Lineage: Eukaryota; Metazoa; Annelida; Clitellata; Rhynchobdellida; Glossiphoniidae
Exons: 9
Coding region: 1-2238 (745 amino acids)
Source: RefSeq, a predicted model, not a curated record